Phalaenopsis equestris is the source of this 381-nucleotide messenger RNA. Its product is annotated as iron-sulfur assembly protein IscA, chloroplastic. The record is from RefSeq and is a predicted model, not a curated record. Gene Ontology annotation, biological process: iron-sulfur cluster assembly. NCBI's taxonomy places the organism in Eukaryota, Viridiplantae, Streptophyta, Magnoliopsida, Asparagales, Orchidaceae. Gene Ontology annotation, molecular function: iron-sulfur cluster binding; protein-macromolecule adaptor activity. Gene Ontology annotation, cellular component: chloroplast stroma.
GUAUGUGAUCCGAAGAGUCUUCUCUACGUAUACGGCAUGCAAUUAGAUUUCAGUGAUGCGUUAAUCGGAGGCGGAUUCUCAUUCAAAAAUCCCAACGCCACAAAAACUUGCGGCUGUGGGAAAUCUUUUGCUGCUGGUGCUGCUGCUGCUGAAAACACACAACUGACAGAAACUCUUAACCAUUGUGGUUUGUAAAGAAACAUUGUGGUGAAAGAUUAAGGGUUUAGUUAUGGUUUAUAUCCAGCUAUUGCAUUGCAUGCAUGUGGGAGAUUGAUUGAUGUAACAAAAGUGUGGAAUCCGUUUGGAAGCUUGUUUUAAUGAAUGCUUAUAGUAAAUACUGUUUGGCUGCUAAGAUCAGCCAUCUCUGCUGCAUUUCCCCAA